GGGAAUACAAACAAAAUGUGAAAAUGAAUUCUUCUACCAAACUCCCCAACAAAUGUCACAAAAAUGUCUAUAGAUAAUUACAAAGCCACUACAAAAAGCUUCAAAAACACCCCAUUCUUUUAAGUCAACAAUGACAAACAUUAACACCAAACAACACAAUUUUCACCUAUGUUCUCGUUCCUUCUUCUUUCUAUUUUCACAAAUUCUUUUACCAAUUCUUGCAACACCAACACCAAUUGAUACAAUCACAAUUACAAAUCCUCUAACAAUACACAAAACUUUAGUCUCUAAACAAAACAAGUUUGAACUUGGAUUCUUCAGUCCAGGUGGUCCAAAUUCAGACAAAUGGUAUGUCGGAAUUUGGUACAAAGAGAUCAAAGAGACAACGAUUGUUUGGGUUGCUAACAGGGAAAAACCAGUUACCAAUUCAUCAACAUCGUCUUCAGCUGUUAUGAAAUUCAACUCAAAUGGUAAUCUUGUGAUAAAUGACGAGCAUGGUAAUUCUGUAUGGUCUUCAGAUAUAUCAGAUGAUAUAUCUGAAGACCAUACGAAUGCUACAUUUGUAGCUCAGUUGUUGGAUACAGGUAACUUCAUCGUUCUAUCAAAGAACGAUGAGAAAGUACUGUGGCAAAGUUUUGAUUAUCCUUCAGAUACAUUGUUACCAGGGAUGAAACUUGGUUGGGAUUCGAAAACAAGAUUAAACAGGAAUAUUACGUCGUGGAAGUCACAGUUUGAUCCAGCUCCUGGAAAUUAUACAUUUAAACUUGAUGUUAAUGGUUUGCCUGAAGCUUAUUUGACAAAUAGAGAUGUGAUUUUUUAUAGAAGUGGACCUUGGAAUGGAGUUGGAUUUAGUGGUGUACCUGAAAUGAAACCUACUGAGGUUAUAACUUUUGAGUUUCAGAUGAAUAAAGAUGAAGUUUACUAUACAUUCGAGGUCCUCGACAAGAAAAUAUGUUCAAGAUUGUUAGUGAAGCACAACGGUUUAUUAGAGAGGUACACUUGGAUUCCGACUAGUAACAUUUGGAAUAAAUUCUGGUACGCACCAAAAGACCAGUGUGAUUCUUACGAAGAGUGUGGUGUUUCUGGAAUUUGUAACGCGAAUCUUUCCCCGGUGUGCAAAUGUUUAGUGGGCUACAAGCCCAAAAAUCAAGUGGCAUGGGAUUUAAGAGAUGGAUCAGAUGGAUGUGUUAGAUAUCAUGAUUUGGAUUGUGACACUGAUGUUUUUAACAAAUUGAGAAACAUGAAAUUGCCCCAAAGUUCAAGUUCAUUUGUUGAUACUAAAAUGAAUUUGGAGGAAUGUGAAAAAUUGUGUAGGUACAACUGUUCAUGCACAGCGUACACCACUGCGAACAUUACGGGCACUGGUUCGGGUUGUGUCAUUUGGACAAAGGAAUUAGUCGACAUGCGGCAAUAUUCGGCAGCAGAAGGUGGACAAAUUCUUUACGUUAGAGUUGCUUCUUCUGAUGCUGCAAAAAGUGGAAAUGUGGGAUCUGAAAAUGGUUCUGGCAAGACAAAAAGAAUUGCUAUGGCUACUGGAAUCACAGCUGGUGUUGUUAUUGUGCUAAUUGGAGUAAUAAGCAUUUGCUUCUUCUCAAAGAGAGAGAAAUUAUUGCAAGGUCCAAUACGAAAAAAAUCAGACCAAAGAGGCCCUAUUGAAAGAAGCCAAGAUCUUCUAGUGAACACAGCUAUUAUUCCAAGUAAGAGAGAAAUAUCUGGUGAAACAGUUGCAGAUGAGUUUGAAUUGCCAUUAUUUGAUCUCAGUACCUUAGCUGUGGCUACAGAAGAUUUUUCUGAUGCAAACAAGUUAGGACAGGGCGGUUUUGGUUGCGUUUACAAGGGAAUAAUAGAUGAUCAAGAAAUAGCAGUGAAAAGGCUGUCAAAGAACUCAGGCCAAGGAAUAGAGGAAUUCAAGAAUGAGCUAAGAUUGAUUGCAAGACUUCAGCACAGAAACCUCGUUCGCCUUCUUGGAUGUUGCGUUGAGAUGGAAGAAAAAAUGUUGAUAUACGAAUACUUGGAAAAUAAAAGCUUGGAUUCAAUCUUGUUCAAUAAGCAAAAUAGCUUGUUGCUUGAUUGGCAAAGGCGAUUCAGCAUUAUCUGUGGAAUCGCACGGGGGCUUCUGUAUCUUCAUCAAGAUUCAAGGUUUCGGAUUAUUCAUAGAGAUCUAAAAGCAAGCAACAUUCUCCUUGAUAAAGAACUGAACCCCAAAAUAUCAGAUUUUGGCAUGGCAAGAAUUUUCGGAGGCGAUGAAACCGAAGGAAAUACAAAGAGAGUCGUUGGAACCUAUGGUUACAUGUCUCCUGAAUAUGCGAUGGACGGUUUAUUCUCUGUUAAAUCCGAUGUUUUCAGCUUCGGAGUUUUAGUGUUGGAAAUAGUAACAGGGAAGAAGAAUAGAGGAUUUUAUUUACAGAACAACCAAAGAAACCUUCUUGGCCAUGCAUGGAAACUAUGGCGAGAGGGAAGAGCCUCGGAACUACUCGAUUCAGCAGUUGGUGAAUCAUUUUCUCCGUGUGAAGUAAUGCGAUGCAUACAUGUUGGAUUAUUGUGUGUUCAGGAGCAAGCAGAAGAUAGACCAAACAUGGCAACCGUCGUGUUGAUGUUAGGCAGUGAAACCGCGUCAAUGCCUCAGCCUAAGCACCCUGGUUUUUGCCUCGGAAGAAGACCUGUUGAUGAACACUCGGAAACUAUCUACGAAGAAACCUUCACAGUGAAUCAAGUUACGAUUACCAGGCUUGACCCUCGAUAGGUACAGACAGACUGGCUUGCCCACUUGUACGUAA
This is a messenger RNA of Capsicum annuum, 2777 nucleotides long. Its product is annotated as receptor-like serine/threonine-protein kinase SD1-8. The coding region runs from base 131 to 2743 and encodes 870 amino acids. The transcript has 8 exons. Gene Ontology annotation, biological process: protein phosphorylation; recognition of pollen. The record is from RefSeq and is a predicted model, not a curated record. Gene Ontology annotation, molecular function: protein serine/threonine kinase activity; ATP binding. Lineage: Eukaryota; Viridiplantae; Streptophyta; Magnoliopsida; Solanales; Solanaceae.